ACAAUUUUUUUAAAAAAGACAAAUCCAUACUCUCGUCUUUCUCCUCUCAUCCGAGCUCAAAGAUCUUUGUUUCUUCCUUAUUGAAUUUCUUUUCUCGUUCUUAACCCCCCAAAUUUCAUAGCCGUUAAUAAUCUUCCUCAUUCAAAUUUCAAAGGUUUCUUCCGAAAAUUCUCAAUUCUUCUUCCUUCAAUACUAUUUAAGUCUCUUCAGGAAUAGUCAUGAUUGUUAGAACAUACGGUAGACGAAAAAUCGGAAGAACUUUCUCAAAUUCAUCAUUCAACGACAGCGAAUUUUUAAUCGAAGAUUAUGAAAAAAAAGAUGAAGAUCCAUUUGCUUUCAGUGAACCAACAAAUUCAACAGCUUCUACUUCAUAUUCUCUUUCGCAAUUCAAAGAGCAACGAGAAAUAGGCAAUUUUUCGUUUUCAUCUCAAGAUUCAAGUCGCUGGGUUAACUCGGAGAGUGAAAAUGAUACCAAUAGCAAUUAUAAAUCUUCCUUGUCGUCGCUGUCUUUGCAGUUGUUGGCGCCGAAGAAGAAAGCAAGGAAGUUAAAUAAUGGGAGGAGAGAGAAAAAGAGAGAAAAGAAGUUAGGGUUAAUGGAGACUACUUCAUUAAUGGAGACGCAAGAGUAUGGAGAAAUGAUGGAGUGUAUUGACGAAGUAGAGUUUGCUCUUGAUGGGUUGAAAGGAGGGAAAGGAAUUAGGGUUAGAAGAUCGAGUUUGUUGAGUUUGUUGAAUGUAUGUGGAAUUCCUCAACAACGUCGGCUUCUUAAAGCUCAGGGCAUGACAAAGGCGAUUGUUGAUGCCUUCUUAAAUUUGAGCCUUGAUGAUCCUCCUAGUAAUUUGGCUGCUGCCACUUUGUUUUACAUUUUAACAAGUGAUGGUCAGGACAGUUACCUUUUGGAUUCAUUUUCAUCCAUUCGGUUCCUGCUAAAGCUGUUAAAACCAAUAGUUGCUGACACUGCUUCUGACAAUUAUAAAGCACCUAGCAUCAGCCAGAAACUUCUUGCACUUCGGAAGGAUAUGCUUUUGUCGCUGGAUUUGAGAAAGAGGGCAGAUUCAAGCGCCAUUAAUAUAGCUCAAAAAGUUCUAGAAACUCUUGUUACUUGCAAGGAUCUUAAGGCUAGCAAUAUAGAGGAUGAUGACAUAUUAAGGCCGGAGUUGAAUGCAAAUUGGAUAUCUUUGUUGACUAUGGAAAAAGCUUGCUUAUCAACAAUUGCUAUAGAAGACGCCUCUGGCACAGUAAGGAGAACUGGUGGCAACUUCAAGGAAAAACUACGAGAGCUGGGUGGACUUGAUGCAGUUUUUGAGCUUACAAUAAACUUUCAUUCCACAUUGGAGGGUUCAGUUGAGCCUGUCAGACCUUCAUCGAGUAAUUCAAAAGAUGGCAAGCUACAAUGUCUGCCACUGCUUUUGAAGUGCUUCAAGAUUUUGGAGAAUGCGACUUUCUUAAGCGAGGAAAAUCAAAAUCAUUUGCUUGGACUGAAAGGUAACUUGGCUGCUGGUCAAGGUUCUUCGUUAUCCUUUGUGAAACUCAUGACCAGUCUUAUCAAGAUUCUCUCAGAACUCUCACUAAGGAAAACGACCCAUACAAAUUCAAGUCAGGAAAUUGCGGCAAAAUUUGUUUACGAGAUGGAUUGUUGUCCUGCAAUACUUUUGAAUGCAGGACAGAGAGUGCACAGCAAUAGGGUUUCAUCCAUGCAUUCCUCUCAAGAAUGUAGUAGCUCAGGAAGAUACUUGUCAGAUUCAGAUUUAAGGAUAUCCCAGAGCAGCCAGCGGUUGUCUAGCUCCCAGUCCGGAUCAUUAUCAUCAAAUUUGAGUGCCACGACAAAGUUUGGAGUGGGGAGUUGUUUGUUAGAGAAAGCAGCCAGCAUAUCUGCCAUUAAAAAUUCAAUUAAAGGAGCACCUGUAAAUGGUCAUAUCUCAAAAACAACGCUGGCUCUUUCUAAGAGCCCAUAUGAUGAUGACAACGACAUGUUUAUUGACCUAGAUGACAGUCAAGAUCCUUUUGCUUUUGAUGAAGAUGAUUAUGCAUCCUCUAGAUGGGAAUCACAUCCUGGGAGACAGAGAGUACAGCACAACCAAAACAUAAGGCCAACGUUUUCAGAUGCUGAGGAUGAAUGUUUAAUGCUUCCUAUGUUGAGCCAGGAAGGCUCUGCUUCUCAGCCAAUGUUGCACCAGGAAGAUUUUGGCAGUGAGGAACAAACCGAAAGGAAUCAUAUUCUAAGUGAUAUCUCAUGUACAACUAUUGACGAAGAAAGCUUCAGCCUUGUUUCUGAAUGCCUGCUGACUGCCAUCAAGGUGCUCAUGAACCUGACUAAUGAUAAUGAUGUUGGCUGCCAGAAAAUUGCUAAUUGUGGUGGGCUUGAAUUGCUCUCUUGUUUGAUAGCAAGGCACUUCCCUUUAUUCAGUCUUUUAACUUCUGGCAAGAUAAAAGGGAAUACCUUGUUUAUUGGUAAUGCGUUGGGACUAGAAAGCCAGAAAGAUAUACAUCUCAAUGACCAGGAGUUGCUUGUCACAAUUCUAGGCUUGCUAGUUAAUAUGGUGGAGAAUGAUGGUGAUAACAGAUCACGGCUUGCAGCUGCUGAGGUUCCGUUACACAACUCAGGCUACUUGCAAGAAAAUCACACUGGUGUGUUAUCACUGUUAUGCUCCGUCUUUUUAGCUAACAGAGGAGCUGGGGAGGCUACUGAAGAAGACUUUCAGUCUUUGGACAAUGAAAAUUUGGUCUUGCAAAGGGAAAAAGAAGCCGAGAAAAUGAUUGUAGAAGCGUAUGCUGCUCUGCUUCUGGCGUUUCUCUCCACUGAAAGCAAAAGUGUACGCAGUGCGAUUGCAAAUUUACUCCCUGAUCGCAGCUUGAGAGUUCUUGUCCCUGUAAUGGAGCGAUUUGUGACGUUUCAUCUGACGUUUAACAUGAUCUCACCCGAGACCCAUAGAACUGUGAGCGAAGUAAUUGAAUCAUGUAGGCUUCCGUAAACGAGCAGGAAAACAGUACGCCUGUGUACAGGUUUGCCAGCUUUAAUUGGUUGAUCAUAUCUUUUAAACUCGGUUUAAGUUGGUGAUCAAUGCUUGUGCUCUCGGGAUCCUGUGGGGAAGAUUAAAAGCAAAAGUAGCGUAUAAGAAAUCUGGAUGAUGGAUUGUGUCAACUGAGGGUUUAAAGUUCUUUUACCACACUGGUAGUCUUAGUUUCCUUGUAUUAAGGAUGAGAAUAGCUUAUAGUGUAUUCAGAGAUGACAGGAAUGUCUGUCAUCAAAGUUGUAAUGUAUGAAUUUUCAUCUCUUGAUUAGUAGUUGGUCUCUAUGAUUUUAGAGAUGAAAUAACGAUUCAUGAUCAGGGUUUGUUCUCUUCGACUUAUUGUUAUUCUUACUAUUAGUAUUUCUUAUUGAUAUUAGCUUAAUAGUAUUAUGACA
Molecule: messenger RNA, 3406 nt
Organism: Amaranthus tricolor (Joseph's coat)
Lineage: Eukaryota; Viridiplantae; Streptophyta; Magnoliopsida; Caryophyllales; Amaranthaceae
Product: wings apart-like protein 2
Exons: 13
Coding region: 219-2972 (917 amino acids)
Biological process (GO): regulation of chromosome condensation
Source: RefSeq, a predicted model, not a curated record